This is a messenger RNA of Hemicordylus capensis (graceful crag lizard), 1356 nucleotides long. It is a transcript of the gene OTUB1, whose product is annotated as OTU deubiquitinase, ubiquitin aldehyde binding 1. Gene Ontology annotation, molecular function: ubiquitin binding; cysteine-type deubiquitinase activity. Gene Ontology annotation, biological process: negative regulation of double-strand break repair; protein K48-linked deubiquitination. Gene Ontology annotation, cellular component: nucleus. NCBI's taxonomy places the organism in Eukaryota, Metazoa, Chordata, Lepidosauria, Squamata, Cordylidae. The transcript has 7 exons. The record is from RefSeq and is a predicted model, not a curated record. The coding region runs from base 16 to 1125 and encodes 369 amino acids.
AGAGAAGGACUUGCAAUGGUCUCACUGAGGAAGCCGAGCGCCUCCCCGCCGAUGAUGUAUGAGAUGGAGCGGCCCCAGGACGCUCUCUCGGUUGUCUGCAGUGUUGGCAGCUGCUGUGAGCAGAUGAUGACGAGGGGGGAAGUGUAUGAAAGCCGGUGUCUGGCAGUGUUGCAGAGCAGAAAGACUCCACGCAGGCUGUGCCGGAGAGUGGCGGGGUGGGGGGUGCAGGCUGGCGAUAAAAGGGAGGCCAGUUCCCCGCAGGUUGCUAUCCAGCGGAACUUGCCGUCUAAUGAGGCAGGGAUGAUGGGCUGCUUUUCUGGCGCUCAGGGUCGCGAACGUUUUGGUGAGCAGAACGGUUGCUGCCGAGGAGUGAAUUGCUUGGCCUACGAUGAAGCCAUCAUGGCCCAACAGGACCGCAUUCAGCAGGAGAUUGCUGUCCAAAACCCCCUCGUCUCGGAAAGGAUGGAAUUGACAGUUCUGUACAAAGAAUACGCAGAUGACGACCACGUCUAUCAGCAGAAGAUCAAGGAUCUGCUAAAGAAGUAUUCGUACAUCCGGAAGACGAGGCCAGAUGGCAACUGCUUCUACCGGGCAUUUGGCUUCUCCCACCUGGAAGCUCUGCUGGAGGAUGGCAAGGAGCUGCAGCGCUUCAAAGAGGUGGCCGCCCAAAGCAAGGACGUGCUGGUUUCGCAAGGCUUCACGGAAUUCACCAUAGAGGAUUUCCACAACACGUUCAUGGACCUGAUCGAGCAGGUGGAGAAGCAGACCACGGUGCCGGAGCUGCUGGCCUCCUUCAACGACCAGAGCACCUCGGAUUACCUCGUGGUGUACCUGCGGCUGCUCACCUCGGGCUACUUGCAGCGCGAGAGCAAGUUUUUUGAGCACUUCAUCGAAGGAGGCCGCAACAUCAAGGAGUUCUGCCAGCAGGAGGUGGAGCCCAUGUGCAAGGAGAGCGACCACAUCCACAUCAUCGCGCUGGCCCAGGCCCUCCACGUCUCCAUCCUGGUGGAGUACAUGGACCGAGGCGAGGGCGGGGCCACCAACCCCCACAUCUUCCCCGAGGGCUCGGAGCCCAAAGUGUAUCUACUGUACAGACCGGGACACUACGACAUCCUGUAUAAAUAGGGAGGGGAGGGAGGCCACCUGGCUGGUGAGCCAAGCCCCCCCCGGCCCCCCACGUUCCCCGCCCGCCUGCCGGGCAGCGUCCUCGUCUUCUGUGGUUGUAAAUGGUGAUUGCUCGGGCUGCCGUCUCGCCUCCUCACUGGGUUGGUGGCUAUUAUAUUCCCCCCACCCCACCCGUUUUGUUGUUCCACUCACUCUUCUGUGUUUUAUUAAAGGGGAUGCUAGUGAAACGGU